GUUGACAGUGACGUCGACUGCGACUGUGGCCGCCGCUCGGGUGACUUGUCUACCGAUAAAAGCGUUUAUUGCGUGCCGUGCGUGGCCUCUGUCUGCCCCACGCAGAGCCCCAGAUGGAGGAAUAAUUCUAGCUCGAUCGCCCGUCCCCAAAACACGUUGCAGAUCGGUCGCGCACGACGCUUGACGCUUGUGCCGUACGCGAGAUAUGAAGCGGCGCGCCAUCGCCGUGUCGUCGUCGCCGCCAGUGUUCUGGAAUAGAAAACACCCGUGUGAGCUCGAGCUCUUCUUCGUGGUGGGGCACAGCCCCAUCCGCUGUGUUCGACAAUCCGACAACACGGUGAGCGGAGGCACGACCCCGCUCGGCCCGCUCGACGGCGGCGAGGACGACGGCGAGCUGUGGUCCGGUCGCGACCCGUCCCACCAGGCUUUAUACCGCGCGAUCACAGCUCGCAGGCCCGGGCAAGAUUUCUUGGCCCGCCAGUCUUGGCUCCUUGGCCCCGCGCGCCAAGAGCCGUAA
This is a messenger RNA of Vanrija pseudolonga, 517 nucleotides long. RefSeq lists its product as uncharacterized. Bases 206 to 517 code for a protein of 103 amino acids. NCBI's taxonomy places the organism in Eukaryota, Fungi, Basidiomycota, Tremellomycetes, Trichosporonales, Trichosporonaceae. The transcript is spliced from 3 exons. The record is from RefSeq and is a predicted model, not a curated record.